Molecule: messenger RNA, 7623 nt
Organism: Anopheles stephensi (Asian malaria mosquito)
Lineage: Eukaryota; Metazoa; Arthropoda; Insecta; Diptera; Culicidae
Product: fibrillin-2
Exons: 15
Coding region: 242-7102 (2286 amino acids)
Molecular function (GO): calcium ion binding
Source: RefSeq, a predicted model, not a curated record
UGAUCGGUUGAUCGGUUGGUUCUGCUGCUCGGUUCGGUUCUUCUGGUGUCGGUCUUGGGCGAGUUCAAUCUACCAAAUCAUAGGGCUUGUGACGCUGAAAGAUAGUUUAUAUUUCAUUAAGAAACAGUUGUCUAACCCGAUAAGUAAUUAAUUGUGCUUAAGUGAACGUGAUCCUUCGUCUAGUAGUGCAUCGGAUGACUAGUGCAGUGUAGUGUUUUAUAUACCUUGUGCUUAUUCGUGUAUGUGUGUGAGUGUGUGUGUGUAUGAUAGUGAACGCAGUCAUUUUCUAGUGCACACCCGUGUUUAUGGAGCAGUGAAAAUUCCACCCAUCGCCGAACCGAAAUCAAUGAUGGCUUCCAAGCGAAGGAAUCCUUUACGCGGCAGGAUCGUGCCGAUUGCUCUCGCCCUCGCUGUAGUAACACUAUCGAUGGCCGGUUUGGCGACCGGCGAAACAUACGAGGACUGUGAGCAACCGCCGGAAAUUGCGCACGGAUCCGCCCGGCUAACCGUGGACGACAACGAAGAGUAUGUGACGGCACACUACACCUGCAAGUCAGGCUACCGGUUGCAGGAGCCGCAGCUCGCCACGCUACGCUGUAGCAUCGAGACGGAUGAAUGGGAAGCGGCCAAACUACCCGCCUGUGUGCAAGAUGAAACACACGACCAGGAUGGGACGGCGGCACAGCAGGGCACCAACGGACAGAAGCGGAAGCCCGGUCAACGGGGUCAAAACAUUCAGGAGGAAACCGACCUUGAACCGGAACUGGCCGCUCGGUUGGAUCUGUCCUGUAUGGCCCAGGGCCUUAUAAGGGCGCCCGAGAUCGACAACGGUUACGUGGUGAAAUACAACAGACGGAAGAAAAAUGGCAACAUUUUCCUGGUGGCAUUCUACGAGUGUGACGAUUAUUACGAGCUGCAGCCAACGGAGCAUGAUCGGCUGUACUGUAGCGGACGGAAGUGGAUCGGUAAGCGACCGGAAUGCAUCUCCACCCGGUCCGGCUCCGAGGAUGACGAGGAGGGCGAGGAGGAAGAGGAGGAGGAGGAAGAGGAGGAAGAGGAAGAUUAUGAAGAAGAAGGAGACGACGGCUCUGAACAACCAUUCGAGCGGGAUGAGAAGCUUCACGAGCGAACUACAACGACGACAACAACAACUCUCCCGACAACAACUACAUCCACUACCGAGCCAACAACGACAACAACGUCAACCGAACCGUCAACGACACCCUCUACGACAACAACGACAGAACAACCGUCACAAACGACGACUGCAUCAACACCCGAAAUCGUGCACACGACCACGGAACAGAGCCGGCCAGAUAAUUUGUCCAUCGCCGAGGCUGAACCUGACACUCAUCAGCAUCGAUCGACAGCAACGCAUCACCAACAAUCGCGCGACGAUAAUGAAGAAGAUGAGGCGGAAGAUGAAGACGACGAAGAACCGGCAGAAGGUGACGACGAUGAUGCAGACGAUGAUCGCCCUGGGACGCACAAAGUAGACGAUCACCAAGAACCCUCCACAACGACCGUGGAGCCCGUGACAUCCCCACAGACGGUGGUGGCCGCUUGCGGUCCCGAUCGUGGCGGCUGUGAUCACGAAUGUCGAAUGAUUUAUCGUGGCAACGAGGUGGAACCGGUGGUCGAGUGUAGCUGCUACCGGGGCUUUCUGCUGGACGCGCGUGAUGGAAGAACCUGUCACGACAUCGAUGAAUGUGCGGAAAACAAUGGAGGAUGUGAGCAGACAUGCAUCAAUAAGCCCGGAUCGUACGAGUGCAGCUGUGAGCCGGGGCUGCAAAUCGACACACUGAACGGACACACCUGCAUCGAUAUUGAUGAGUGUCAGAAUGGAGACGUUGCCGAACGAUGUGCCAAUGGGUGUGAAAAUACGUUCGGUUCCUAUCGCUGCCUGGAGGGCCCAUUAUCGCCCGCUGGUACUGAGCACGAAAAUAAUGAGGAUGACGAUGAGGAGGAGGAAGAGGAGGACAAAGAGGAUGGUGAAAGUGACCCCGAAGACGAAACCGACGAGGAGGCGGAAGACGAUGAGCGCGAGCGAACGGAAGCGCAUAAUCGAUUGAGCGAAAAUGAAUUGCCUCAAGAAUCUCAUCAAUCAGUGGAAAACGCCGGAAGUGGUUCGGUGGAUGGUACAGGCGACAACCACGACACGAUACCACCACCGGACGUGUCGAUUCCGGUUGGUUCUUCGCACCCGCAUAGGCAUCACCACGGGGAACUGGAUCGAGAUGCUGCUCGAAAGGAAGAUCCAGAAGAGGAUGAGGAAGAGGAUGGCGAGGAAGCAGAGGAGGAAGAGGAAGAGGACGAUGAGGACACGGUCCUCGAGCGGUCUCCAGAACCGACCAGACCGGUUGCUGUAACUUCAGGUGAUGGUCGCGACGAGAUUAGCACAUCGAAAGCGGAACCGGAUUAUGACGAUGAUAAUGAUGGGCCCGGUUCGGAAGAAAGCGGCGAGCGGGAUAAUGCCCAAGUGCCCUCGGCGAGGGGUUGCGAUGAAGGGCUUCGAUUGAGCCCCGCCACAGGCACUUGUGAAGACAUAAACGAGUGUGAGGAGCAAGAUCACGGCUGCGAUUACUGUGAAAAUGCGUACGGCGGCUAUCAGUGUACCUGUCCGGCCGGGUUCGAGCUCGCCGACGAUGACAAGCAAUGUGUGGAUGUGGAUGAGUGCUCCACGGGUGAGAACGAUUCGGGCGAGAGUGGUUCGAUCUGUUCGCACGAGUGUCACAACACGCUCGGAUCGUUUGAGUGCCGUUGUCCGGAAGCGUUCCACCUAAACAACGAUCGGCGUACGUGCGUCCGGGACUUUUGUCAGGAUCUGUAUGAAAACCCCAACAAGACGCGCUGUUCGCAUGAGUGUGUGGACGAGGUGGAAGGGUUCCGGUGCCACUGUCCGGAGGGUUAUCUGUUGGAUGAGGUGGAUCAGAAGACGUGUCACAGUGCGUACAGUUGUGACGAGAAUCAGCGGAAACGGUGUGAGCCGGGCCGGUGUAGGAAGGUGGGAAGCGCUAGCGGUGAUUAUCGGUGUGAGUGUCCGGACGGGUAUGUGCAGAACGAUCACAGCUGUCACGAUCGGGAUGAGUGUUUGCUGGGAAGGCACGAUUGUAGCCACGAGUGUCACAAUACGGUCGGUUCGUAUCGGUGUAGCUGUCCGGUCGGGCUGACGCUGUCCAGCGAUGGCAAAACGUGUGACGAUGUGGAUGAGUGUGCGAGGGAAACGAACGAGCUGGAUGGGUUGUGUGGUGAUAUCGAGUGUCGGAAUACGUACGGCAGUUACAAGUGUGUUUGUCCCGAGGGUCGAGAGUUCGAUGAGUACGGUAUCUGUCGGCAGAUGGAUCUGUGCAGGAAGGAUAACGGUGGGUGCUCACACAUAUGUACGUUCUACAAUCGGGAAACGUACUGUGACUGUCCGGAUGAUAUGGAGCUGGCGGAGGAUGGCAAGACGUGUGAAACGGCGAACGUUUGUGGGCUGAAUAAUGGGGGCUGUUCGCAUACGUGCGAUGCGGACAGUGAGGUUAGGUGUCUGUGUCCGGCGGGCAUGGUGCUGGGCGCGAAUGGACGCAGCUGCGAGGAUGUGAACGAGUGCCACGAGGAUAAUGGUGGAUGUGAGCAGAGUUGUGUUAACUUUGAGGGUGGCUAUCGGUGCAGUUGUUACGAGGGAUUUGAGCUGGAGGCGGACAAACGAUCGUGUGUCGAUCUGGAUGAGUGUGCUAGUGCGCGAGGUGGUGGCUGUGAUCACAACUGUCACAAUACGGCAGGAUCGUACUACUGUACGUGUCAUGCUGGGUAUAAGCUGGCGGAGAACGCACGCACCUGUAUGGACGUGAAUGAGUGUGAAGAUCACAAUGGGAACUGUUCGCAUGUGUGCAUCAACCUGCUCGGCGGGCAUCAGUGCUCGUGUCCGAAGGGACUGUUCCUGCAGGAGGAUGAUCGAACGUGUGACUUUGUGGAUGAGUGUGAGCUGAACAAUGGAGGAUGCUCGCACGGAUGUCACUACGAGUAUGGGGUGGUGAGUUGCUCGUGUCCACGCGGGUUCCAGCUGGAUGGAGAGCAUCACAAGACCUGCGUCGAUGUGGAUGAGUGUGCGAAAGGAAAUGGAGGAUGCUCGCACGAGUGCUCCAACAGUCCCGGGUCGUACGAAUGUCACUGUCCGGAGGGUUACGAGCUUCGGCACAAUGGGCACACGUGCCAGGACGUGGAUGAGUGCGUAGGUACCAAUGGGAACUGUUCCAACAUUUGUAUUAACCUUCCGGGUGGGUAUCGUUGCGCCUGUGAGAUUGGAUACGAACUGGCGGUCGAUCAGCGCACUUGUAUCGAUGUCGAUGAGUGUAACGACGGAAGUCACGAUUGCUCGCAUCGCUGUGUAAACGUCCCGGGAGCGUACGAGUGUGAAUGUCCCGAAGGAUUCAAGCUGGGCCGAAAUCGGCUCAGCUGUGAGGAUGUGGACGAAUGCAAAACCCUGCCCGAUCAGGGUGGAUGUGAACAUCACUGCAUUAACACGAUCGGAUCGUAUCACUGUGGGUGUGAGGAUGGACAUCGGCUAGCGGCGGACAAUCGUACCUGUUCCGAUGUGGACGAGUGUAGUGAUGAGUUGCGGAGGUGCACGCACGAUUGCCUAAACACGAAGGGCGGCUUUGAGUGUUCGUGUCCAUCGGGGCUACGGUUGGAUAUCGACAAGGUGAGCUGUGUGGAUAUUGACGAGUGUCGGAUCAACAACUUCAACGGAGGUUGCUCACACAUCUGUGAGAACACCGAGGGUAGCUUCCAGUGUCGAUGUCCCGAGGGGAUGGUUCUCGCGGGAGACCAAGCCACGUGCAGUGAUAUCGAUGAGUGUGCCGUGCUUAAUGGUGGAUGCAGUCAGCUGUGCAUUAAUCGUGAUGGAGGCUUCCGGUGUGGCUGCCAUCCGGGAUACAGUCUAAUGGCGGAUGGGAAGGCUUGCGAAGUGUCGAACCCGUGUGCGUUGAGGAAUGGUGGCUGUCAGCAUUACUGUAGCUUGAAGGGAGGCCUACCAGUGUGCUCGUGCAGGGAAGGAUAUGUGCUGAACAAGACGAAUCAAGCGUCCUGCGUCGAUCACAACGAGUGUUUGCAGGCGAAGGAUCACAACUGCCAGCAGCGGUGCGUCAACUUGGAGGGUUCGUACCGGUGCGAUUGUUACGCUGGGUACGAGAAGAAUGAUUUGGGUCAGUGUAUCGACGUUAAUGAGUGCUUGGUGGAUAAUGGAGGUUGUGGAGCGAAGGCUCAGUGCAUCAACACGGCAGGAGGUAGUCGGUGUACGUGUCCGGUCGGGUACAAGCUGACCCAAGAUCGUAAGAAUUGUGCCGAGCUGAAGGACAAUUGUAAGCCGUUCGAGGCACCACGGAAUGCGGAUAUCCGAUGUACACGAUCGAGACAUAAGACGCAGCUGUUCUACCGGUCCAAGUGCUUCAUUACGUGCAAGAAGGGGUUUAAACUGCACGGUCCUGCUGUGCGACACUGCAAUGGAACUGGCGAGUGGGAUGAGGGUGAAUCGAUCUGUGUUCCUCUUGCCUGUCCGCGACUGAAUCGACCGGAAAACGGAGUAAUCCUACCGGUCGCAUGUACCGCAGGCAAGAUCUUCGCCAACGAACGUUGUGUUCUCCAUUGCAAACCGGGCUUCAAACCGGUGGCGAAGCGAACUGCGGUCUGUAGUCUAUCGCAGACUUGGAUUCCUGGCGAUAAUCUUCGUUGCGUUCCGAUAGACACCCCAACAGUCACGUCGAAACCCGUGACGACUACCACAACGACUACAGUGGCUCCCGCCCCGAUCAAACCCUACAUCCAAUGUCCACCGGAUAUCCAUGAGGUCCUGCCGAUGGGUCAGUACACGAUGAAGGUACGAAUGGAGCGACCCACCACGAAUGUCGAUUGGCACAGGUACGUCGAUUCGCAUCCACCGUGGGGCAAACAGCUCGAGGUGGAGCUUCCAGCGGGCGAAACGAUCGUCACGUUCCGUGCGCGAAGUCCAACGAGCAACGUGAACGAUGUGUGUCGAGUUGUGAUAAAAAUACGAGAAAGAAAGCCUCCAACCGUGGUGCACUGCCCGGAAUCAUUCGAGGUACAGCUGGAACGGAAUGAGCCAUCUCGGUCGGUGUUUUGGACGGAGCCGAAAUUCGAGUCCGGGAUCGAGAUCAAGCAGCUCUACAAAUCCAACACUCCCGGACAACCGCUGCCGGCCGGUGUGCACUACAUCAACUACAUCGCAACCGACGCCGAUGGGUUGAGUGCCAACUGUAACUUCCGUGUUGUGGUUAAAGGUCCUCCGGUCGAGGUGAUGGAACCGAGGCGUCCCUUCAACACUGGCGGUCAACGGCCGGCAGAGAUGAAUCGGCUCGAGAACCACGAAUCAUAUCUCAUCUGUCCCGGCAAACCGCCGGUGCGGCUCGAUGGCAACAACUAUCCCCGUCAGCAUCAACGGCAACGGCAGGACUCGCGCAUCGAAUACCACAACCACCAUCAGCUUCUGCACCAGCAGCCGUUCCAUCGGUUCGAACAGGAACGGCGUCCAGCGUCGUUCCGGAACCAUUGGCCGUACGUCGAGGCCGUUGAGCCGGGCAUGUCGAACGCCGGGCAGCGAAGAUUGAAUCAAAUCUCACCACCAUUGCCGUUGCAUGUCCCGCAAGGCUGCGUGGUGAAGAACAUACGCAUCAAGCAGAAGCUGGCCAGAUUGCGCCACCAGCAGCGAAUGUUGGCCCAGCAUCUGCAACAUCUGGAGGAGUCACCUAACGCUAGCCCAGCCCUUAUACGUCAACAGCACCAGCGUUACAAUAAUCUGCUGCGCUACUACUCGUCCUGGGACAAGGUCUACACGUCCUCGGCGGCUACUUCAAGGCCAUCCACCGCGCUGGAUGAUGGUGCUUCAGCGUCCUCGAGAGCCAUCCACAUGCCCCAGAGGCUUGCACCGCCGUAUCCUACGGCCACGCCACUGAGUGCAUCCCAUUAUCAUCAGCAUCAGCAACAGCAGCAACAAUCACGUCGUUGGCUAAAAAAGCGCAGCCGAGCGCAUGGCGAAGAAACAGGUGCCAAUGCUGACGCUGGGAAUGCGGCCAGUUCGCAGAAGAAGCACGAACGUCAACUGUAGAAGCGCCCAAUUCCAAAAUAGCUGAUGGGUUUAAGCAGCAGCUCAGCUUUCACCAUUUGUAUCGGAUGUGCUUCUGGAAAAUGGAAAUCCAACUCCUAAUACAACGCUUUUUUAAUCUCGAAAACUUUCCUCGCAAAUGGGUUGACGCGCUAGAGCUGGCAAGCGAUAGUUAAAGGCAUGAAGUUUCUUGCAAUGAGCCAAAACUCGUCCCCAUCAGGUUUAAUUUGCCCGAACACGCAAACAAGCUUCCCCAAAAGAAGGUCAGCAAAAGAUCAUUAUGUAACGCGAUUUGCAUCAAUUUAGGCGCAUCGAGAGCUUUUUCUGUGGCUGACCUUAUUAACAAUCUGUUACUCGCAUUCGCAUCGCACAAACCCGAAACUGUCUGCGUUAGAAUUAACUGAUACCUAGGCUAGUAAGUGAAAAGGCCGUUGCGAUCUUUAUCUGCUCGGUACCGAAAAGCAUUAAUAACGAUCCCUUUAAAGUGAAUAAAAGCGAAAUAAAAUCGAAAUUAUAAACCCACU